UAAUAAACAUUGGCAUUGGCAUUGGCCGCAUUGGCACUUGUAGUCAAAACAAAACUAAGAAUGAAAUUAUUGUCCUACCUAUCUGACGUAACUCAUUUCUCGAUAUAAUCCAUUCAAAAUUCUUCAUUCAUGUGAACGGCUAGUGUCUCGAUCGGGUUCAUUUCGUAUCAGUAUGUGUCACGCGCUCAUUGCAAGAUCGAAUUGUGCUCACUGUUAACAUUAUCGGUGAUCAAAUUUAUAUCGGCAAUUCGGUCCAUCUAUUCACAUGCAUAAUUUAAUUCGUUUCGUUUCUUUGCGGCUAAGUCCUCGCUUAAUUAGUCGAGGUCACUUGUCCUCUGCUCAGCAGAAUAAAAAACAUGAUCCGAAGGAUAGACGAAUAUGGAAGCUUCUCUUUGGUCGGUAUCUCUUGCUGACAAACACAAUCAGUUCCGGUUUGCUUAUGAUGCUAGGUGAUAUCGCCGCUCAGGAAAUUGAGCUACGCUGCGACGAUAUUCAGCCAAGAAAAUAUGACUGGCAUCGUAUAGGUUGUAUGACACUGGUAGGGAUUUCUCAGGGUCCCAUGCACCAUUAUCUGUAUCAGUGGAUGGAUCGAAUUCUUCCGAAAAUGGAUAUUCAAACAGUAUUUCUGAAGAUUGGUCUGGAUCAGUUUAUUAUGUCACCGAUUUUUAUUGUUAGUUAUUUGUAUACCGCUGGACUACUGGAAGGAAAUAGCAUACGGAAAUGCACGGACGAGUGUUCUGCAAAGUAUUGGACAAUCUACGCUGCUGACUGGAUAGUGUGGCCACCGAUGCAAUUUAUUAACUUUUUGUGGCUCAACCCAAAAUAUCGAGUUUUGUACAUUAACGCAAUUACCAUGCUAUACAAUGUAUUUCUUUGCUAUAUCAAGCACAAUGAUAUUGUUCUGUUUAAGUUUGCACAAACUAAAGACACAUAAAACCGAAACAAUUCAUUCGUUUAAUUCACAGUUGUUUAGGUAUGUAUGUUGUAUAUAUUGCAAUUGACACAAGUAAAUACACGACUAUUUGUUACGUUUUCUUUUGAAAA
Messenger RNA from Malaya genurostris, 1044 nucleotides. Its product is annotated as mpv17-like protein 2. The transcript has 2 exons. The record is from RefSeq and is a predicted model, not a curated record. Gene Ontology annotation, biological process: mitochondrial ribosome assembly. The coding region runs from base 266 to 934 and encodes 222 amino acids. Gene Ontology annotation, cellular component: membrane; cytoplasm. NCBI's taxonomy places the organism in Eukaryota, Metazoa, Arthropoda, Insecta, Diptera, Culicidae.